Pogonomyrmex barbatus (red harvester ant) is the source of this 992-nucleotide messenger RNA. RefSeq names its product receptor expression-enhancing protein 5. Lineage: Eukaryota; Metazoa; Arthropoda; Insecta; Hymenoptera; Formicidae. The record is from RefSeq and is a predicted model, not a curated record.
AACGACGUCCGUCUCGAUUAGUCGACAUCGAACGUCAGCCAUAUCUCUCUCUGGUGGCGAACAGGUGUACGGCUAGGAGCGGUUUGAGCGCACGGUUUUAUCAAACGCGGCAAGUUUUUUCACGAAAGAAGAAAAAGAAAAAUGGCUCGAAUCGCCGCCGUGAAGGAGUAUCUCGAGAAAGCGUUGAAGGACGAGAGCAAGCCAUGGACGAAGAUGUUCGCCCUCGCGGAGGAGAAAACCGGCAUCGAUCGGCUGUACAUUUUCGUUGGAUCAUUGAUAUUGCUGGCGAUAUACCUCGUAUUUGGAUUAGGGCAACAACUAGUUUGUAAUAUAGUUGGCUUUGUUUACCCUGCAUACCAAUCUAUGAAGGCACUGGAAAGUCCCAAGAAAGAAGAUGACACAAAAUGGCUUACUUAUUGGGUCGUUUUUGCAGUAUUUACUAUAAUAGAGUUCUUUUCGGAGUAUAUUGUCUGUUGGUUUCCAGUUUAUUGGCUGUUUAAGUGUAUAUUCUAUAUAUGGCUGAUGGCACCAACCGAGUAUAAUGGUUCCUUGAUUCUAUAUCGCCGUAUCAUCCGUCCAAAGUUCAUCCAAUAUCAGCCUGGAUUAGACAGAUUUUUGUCUACUGCACGUGAUACAGCAGUUAAAACUGCAGCUGAUGCAUUGUUAACCAACAAGCAAGAUUGAAUGAAGAAAGCUGUAAAUCAAACAAAAAGAAAGUCCAUUUGUGUCUUUUCCUUUUUACUCAUUCCUAGCAGAGAGAGACAGUGUGUUUUUGUGCUUUGCUGGAUAUUAUCGAAUAUUAUCGAAUAUUAUUAACAAUUAACAAAAACAAAAAAUGCCAAGUGGAAAAUUUUAUUAUCUUAGUUACAAUAAGCAACUGUCAAAUCAGGGAUCAGGGAAAACCAAAGCUGUCCAAAAUUGUGAAUAGAUAGCGAAUAUGAAGGACGCACGAAACGAGCCUCCCUCUGAAAAAUAAAUCAUUUACAGUAUAA